Mesorhabditis spiculigera is the source of this 2121-nucleotide messenger RNA. NCBI's taxonomy places the organism in Eukaryota, Metazoa, Nematoda, Chromadorea, Rhabditida, Rhabditidae. The record is from the annotation of a GenBank genome assembly.
AUGUGCAAGGCAGGGCGGAAGACGACUGCCCGCCGGGAGUCGGAUCCGCAAGAAGAGGAAGAUGGGCAGCUGGCCGGCGGCAGCACAACCGUCGCCUGUGAGCACCGGUCAAAGAAGAACCUCUUCGAUACCAAGUCAUGCUGCAAAAAGUUGAAGAACAUGUGCCCCAUCCAGUGCGACUCGUGCGCCAGGAAUAAGGACAAGAAUCCAGAAGCCGCUCAGGCCUCGCCGCUUCCGCUGACAAUGUGCACCGCGUGCGCCGAAGUGAUGUGCCCGGCGCACGCGCUCGACCAUCAGAACGCGGAGCGUACCGGGGAAUGCCACGUGCUGGCCGUCAUCCUAUCUUCUGAAUUCAGUGUUAGGUGUUCUCGCUGCGAUUGCGAUCUACAUCCCGAAGACGCGACGGGACGCAAGGACUUUGUCAAGCAACUGCUCGAUCAACUCGCCAACAAGCAGCCAGCCGCUGCAAAAGCCAGCAAAACCAAUGGCACCUCCAAGCAGGCGCCCGUCGCUGAAGCCGAAGAGGUGCAUGAAGACGCCGAAUCGACGAGCGAGGUGGCCGUCAACGGGAAAAGCAACAAGCCCGAUAAAAAGGACAAGAAGGACAAGAAAAAGGCCAAAGAGAAGGAGGAUACGCCGGAACACUUGUCUGUGCCGAAGGGCCUCACAAACCUUGGCAAUACCUGUUACUUCAACUCGGUGACCCAGUCGAUCAUGUUCACCUACCCGAUGUCGUUCUAUUAUGAAAACUUUGGCGCCGUCAAGGAGCUCGUGUUCACGAAGCAGGAGAUCAAGGUCGACGAUAAAUCUGUAGAAAUUGAGGCUUGUGAUGUGAAGACGUCGGUGAAUAAUCGGACGAUGAAUGAUGCCCUGAAACAGUUGGCACUGGAUUACGUGAAUGCGCGCAGCGGCCUGACGCCCACCAAGCUCGUCUCGCAGAUCCAGAGCAAGGGCAAGAUCCGCGUCUACCAGCAACAAGAUUCUCACGAGCUUUUACGUUACCUGCUCGACGCGCUGCGCAGCGAGGAGCUCGACGCCUACAAGAAGUCCAUCCACGAAAUUGUCCCGUUGGGAGACAAGGGCAAGGGAAAGUCAGAAGAUCUUGAGCUGCGCCGCCAGCAUAAAGCGUACUUGGAAGCCGCCGGGCGCCCGCUGCUCGACUCGAUCUUUGGGGGACGCUUGCAGCAGACGAUCCGCUGCUCGAAAUGCGGGCACAUCAGUCAACAACCUGAAAGCUUCCUGGACCUCUCCCUGCCCGUCCCCUCGGAACAUCGCGCGGCCGGCGGGAAAGAGAACAAGGGCAAGCGCAACACCAAGGCCAAGCAUACGAACGGCUCGGACAGUUCGCCAAUGAUUGAUGACCAGUUCAACAACAUGGAGCUCGACGACCAUGAGAUCUCGGUCGGGUUCACGGAAACCCUCGUGGAGUGCCCGGAGGAAUUUGAGAGCGGCCGCAACAUUGGCCACUACAUGCGCCUCUUCAUGGCCGAGGAGACGCUCGACGGCGUCAACAAGUACGAGUGCGAGAAGUGCUGCCUGCCACAGAACAAGAAGAAUGGUCUCACCGGGGCCAACAAGCACCGCGAAGUCGCCAUCAAGCGCUACCUGAUCUGGGAGCCGCCCACCAUCCUCACGCUGCACCUCAAGCGCUUUUCGCAGGGAUUCGGCGGCCGGGGAGGACUCCAGAAGAUUUCUGGCCACAUCGACUUCCCGGAAGUGUUCGACAUUGCCCCGUUCUGCUGCAAAAACGUCGAGCGCGUGAAGCCGGGCGGCCAGCGCAAGAUUCUCUACGCCGUCUACGCCAUCGUCUGCCACUCGGGGACGAUGCACAGCGGCCACUACAUUGCCUACGUCAAGAGCCGUGCCCGGAUUCCGCAGGCUCAACUUUUCAUCGAAUGUGCACGCCUGCGAUGUGCAGAUCUGCAGGCGAAGGGCAAGCCCGAGGAGCUGCAGACGAUGCGCGAAAAGGUCGAGGACGCGCUCGAGCAGAAUGCCAACGCUGAACGCUUCGAUGCCCCGGACGGUCAGUGGUACUACAUCUCGGAUUCGACCGUUAGCCGGGUCUCCCGCGACAAGGCCCUCGGCUCCGAGGCGUACAUCCUCUUCUACGAGCGCAUCCAC